Messenger RNA from Homalodisca vitripennis (glassy-winged sharpshooter), 1808 nucleotides. Its product is annotated as polymerase delta-interacting protein 2-like. Gene Ontology annotation, cellular component: nucleus; mitochondrial nucleoid. The record is from RefSeq and is a predicted model, not a curated record. The transcript has 2 exons. Bases 40 to 336 code for a protein of 98 amino acids. Lineage: Eukaryota; Metazoa; Arthropoda; Insecta; Hemiptera; Cicadellidae. Gene Ontology annotation, biological process: error-free translesion synthesis.
CAGUGGCGCUAUUGCAUCCGUCUAGAGAACCUCGGAGACAUGUCUGUUCAACUGAGGGAGCGUCACUGGCGGAUAUUCAGUCUGUCCGGAACACUGGAGACUGUCCGAGGGAGAGGAGUGGUGGGGCAGGAGCCUGUGCUCAGUCGCAGUCUUCCUGCUUUUCAGUACAGUAGCCACGUCAGCUUGCAGGCACCGAGUGGUCACAUGUGGGGCACCUUCAGGAUGGAGAGAGAGGAUGGGUAUACAUUUGAUUGCAGAAUUCCUCCAUUCUCUCUGGAAAGUAAAGGUGAUGAGACUACUUCUUCAGGGACUCCAACCAGUUCAGAAUCCGAAUAGUCCACGAUGUAGCUGGCCUGACCAUCAUAAUCUUUACUUCUAAUUCAUUUUCAAUAUUUAUGUUUUUCAAAGGGGAUCAGAAACUUUGCUCUGCCAAAUCUUUUAGAAUUGUAUUUUUGGCAUAACUUUAUUGGUAACCGGAUGAUUUUAAAGCAUUGAUCGACUCGAUGCUUGGCUCGAAUUUAAUUAACUAAUUUACACGUAUGGCUUGUAAGGUUAACAUGUUAUGACAAAUUUAUGCUCAUCAAGUGAGAGAUUCAAUUCUUACUUAAAUUUUAUAUAUAUAUAUAUAUGUUAACUUACCCUUGUUUUAACUGAUAGUUGUUCAGGAUUAUAAUUUAAUAUAGGAAGUAUGUCGGGUUAGUUUUGGUUUUUUUUUAUUUUGCAAAGUAACUUUGUGAUUUUUAAUUAAGUAAAAGGAACUAUACAUUAUGAUAAUUCCUUCCAAUAAAAUCAGCUAAGUUCUGAAUUUGACUAAAUAUUUUUAUUAUUGCUAUUAACAAUUAACAUUGGAUACCAAUAGACAGACACUAAGAGUACAAUUUGAUACUCUUAUCACAACACUAUUGAAGCAUACAUCACAUUGAUUCACCAGUUUUCUCCAUUGCCAACACCAGUGUUUAAAAAUGCUGGAGUCCCAAUUUUAUUAUAGAAAUCCGCCAAUGUUAUAAAAUGCCUGUGAUGCUAAAAAAACUUUUAAAAUGGUUGUUAAACCCUUUGGCGUUCUUAAAUUUUUAGUAAACUCUGGCAAUCUUAAAACUGCUGUUAUGUAUCGAUUCGCAAAAUCUGUAUAAAAGCAAUGAAACCGUUAUUCAAUAUUUAAUACAAACAACUUAAUAAUGUGUCAUAAUUUUCUUCAUAAAAUCUGUCUUUGUAAUGUUUAAUCAACAUUUUAAUGUUUUAACAAAUGUAUUAUUUUUUUAGAAUGCAAAGAUUUAAAAUUAUAAUUCCUUUAUCUAGUACUUAAUAUUAAAAAUUGUUCAUGAGUUUUACUGAAUCGAAUUCAGUAGUAUUGAAUUAUAUUUGGGUAAAAUUCAUACCUGUACUGUACUGAAUUAAACAGGCACAAACUCAUAACUUUGUGAUAGCCUCUUUCUUCCCUAUGAUGAAUACCAGAACAUAUUUUUCCCCAGGAGAAACUAAGUUCAUUUCGUAACUGCUAAAAUGUUCAGGUCUGUCUACAAUGUCUUGUCACACACAUAAUUCAAUGUAAUUGUUUUGUUUGAAAGGAAUUGUUUAAUUACACCCUAUUAUUUUGAACUAAAUAUAAACAUUGUUUUAGCCAUACAUUGCUUUUAAUUUAGUUGAAUUGUAGUUAAUUACCUAAUAUCCAAAAUGUAAUGUAUAGUAUUAUUUAAGAUUUUGUAGAAAGUUGUAAACAUGUUAUUUUGUUUGUUUCCCUAGAUUGUUCUUGUAAAUUUGCAUAGAAUUGUAAAUAACUUGUUAAAUAAAAUUUUUUGAAAUAAUUGAAC